Pseudonaja textilis is the source of this 1234-nucleotide messenger RNA. NCBI's taxonomy places the organism in Eukaryota, Metazoa, Chordata, Lepidosauria, Squamata, Elapidae. The record is from RefSeq and is a predicted model, not a curated record.
AUGGAUUGGUUUCAUUGCAAUCAGUGCUUCAGCCAAGAGAAAUCUGACUUUUUGGUUACUAGUUGUAGACACAUAUUUUGCAAAGAAUGUGCUGGUACAGAUAAAUGCCCUUCUUGUGGAACAAGCUGCAAAUAUUUGUCUCUUAAGGAUAAUAUGAAACAAGAAGAAAAGAAGUUUGUCAAAAACCCUGUUGAAACAGCACUCAACUAUAUUGCUCAUAUCUCUCAGGUAUGGACAUUCCAGAAGAGCCAGAUGGACCUGCUGGUCUCUUUCUACAAAAAUAAUGCUUCAAAAGCUGAAGGAGCACUCCAGCAAGCUCUCCACAAACUAACUAUCCAGGAAAAAGAACUAGAGGCUGUACAGAAGGAAAAUAGGGAACUGAAGAAGAAGUACUUCAACCUGAAGGCUUUUCCCAGAGAACACCAGGAUAGCAGAAACAACACCCCAAAGCCGGUUGCCAUCACUCCUCCCUCACAGACAGUUACACCACAACCAAUUUUCCAGCGCUCCAGUGAGGUGGUCAGCCGCUCAUCUUCUAUGGAUUCCAUUUCUUCCAGAGUCAGCCAUCCCCUCAGCUGGCAGCAUAGGAGAGCCAUCAGAACAACCCCGUCAGAUUUCUGUUUGAUCUACUCCUCACACCACCUUUUCCCCACAUACCUAUCCUUAAACUUCCCAUCACCUUUCCAUUUGAUCUCCACUAUUCAUUCCAGAUGUAACACCUUUACAUUCUAUUUGACAGCUACUCCAUCUUCAGACUCCAUGCAGAGCUUAUUCUACAGGUCCUCUCCUUUCAUUUCCCACACCCCCAGUUUCAAUGUCUUCAAUCUUCAAACCCCAAUGGCGAGUCAGAGUGCUAGUAACCCUGGGGAGCCACAAGAAACUCCAUACUUCAACCUCGGCAUCUUUCCAGAUCCAGCAGGUGCUUCUGUUCCUGACCACAAUGCUGAAAGACUGCGCUCCCUACAGCUGAGAUUCACACCUCACUCAACACCAUCCUUUCCCCACAGGUAUUCAUCCAUCAGCCAAAUCCACCAGCAAUAAUGGGGGUGGCCAAAGCAGCUGUUCUCUUAAACAUCAUCCUAAUGUAAGAUGCAAGAUAGACUCUUCUGUGCAGAUUUCCUGCAGUAUUUGAAUAUUUGAGCCUUAUUAAAAAGCAAUCAAUUAGUAAUUGAGUGAUGCCAUUAGGAGACUUGUUUUGAUUAAAAUUAUAUUUAAAUAUUUUUUGUGACUUGUA